AAAAGAGAGAAGACGCAUACAGACCACUUACCUACAUACAGAGAUUCACUUUGUGACUGGUUCAGAGUGGAUUUAAUUUUUUCCACCGCAAGAGAGAGCCCUUCCUCGAAAGUGUCCGAACGCACCGUUUCGUACAAGACCAAAUGGAUUCAACCUGUAAACGUUUUCGCUGUGUACGUUUUGAUGUCUUCUAAUGCUCUGUCUGUCAUAUACACAGAGUGCAGCUUGAUGUGACUGAAGCUUUUGAGCGAGUACCAUUUUUUUUUUACAUUCCCCUGCAGACCCGCUUUUUGCACAAUUGGUAUCCCAUUCAUUUAUUUCCAUUCAAUGUGAUGCCUCGUGUCAGCUAGGAUAGGCUUCAGCUCACUCAUGACCCCAAUGAGGACAAGCAGUAUAGAACAUGGAUGGAUUUUUGUUUUAAAAAAGAAAAUCAUUUUUGGCGCGUGUAGUGUACAGUGUGUGUGUGUGUGUGUGUGUGUGUGCGCUUUCUGUUGUGAGGCAGUGAGCGCCCCUUCCUUUAUGUCUUCGUGUCACAGCUGAUCAGGAUUAGCUCCUGUCGCAGAUCAUCCAUUGCCGCUUCUGCUUCGUGUUCUUCUUGCCCUCACUGUUGUCGUCCUGCGAUAGUACGCCUUAACGUGCAGUCUGUCCUCCGUCUUAGCUUGACGUUGAGUUGAGAUUAAGGCCAGCGCGGCGCUGCCAUCUUCCAGCCAUCGACCUGUUCUCUCAAGUUUAUCCGCUGCUGAGCGCAUAAUGGGAUCUGCAAUCUGCAACCUCCCCAACCUUUUCCUUGUUCCUCCUGUUCAGCACUGAAGCUUUCGAAGGUGACCUGCUGGACUUGAAAGUCUUCAUACCUGCCACGCACUUCGUUGUAAUUAAUGAUGAGCUCGCAGUUUCGAAGAAGUUGGGACAUUGUGUGCAACGUAAAUAAAAACAGAAUACAAUGGUUUGCAAAUCCUUUUCUUCCUACGGGUAUAUUCAAUUGAAUACACUACAAAGAGGAGAUACAAUAUUUGAAAGCUGAAAUUGAUCAACCUCUUCGUUUUGUGCAAAUAUUCACUGAUUUUGAAUUUGAUGCCAGCAACGCGUUCCAAAAAAGCUGGGACAGGGGCAUGUUUGCCCCUGUCCCCCCCCCCCCCCCCCUCCCCCUGUGUUGCAUCUAUUAUCCCUGUAACAACAUUCAAUAAGCAUGUGGGAACUGAGGACACUAAUUGCUUUGUCGGUGAAAUUCUUUCCCAUUUUUGCUUGAUGUACAACUUCAGUUGCUCAACAGUCUGGGAUCUCCGUUGUCGUAUUUUGGAUUUCCUAAAGAGCCAAGCUCUUAUAACAUGCAGAAUGUGGCUGGGCAUUGUCAUGCUAAAGUAAGCAGGGACAUCCCUAACAAGACGUUGCUUGGAUGGCAGCAUAUGUUGCUCCAAAACCUGUAUGUACCUUCCAGCAAUAAUGGCCCCUUCACAGAUGUGCAACUUACCCCCAUACAUUACCCUUACAUGAUGGACUGUGAUCUUUGUGUCGAUAACAAUCCAGAUCGUCCUUUUCCUCUUUGGUCCAGAGGACGUGACGUUCAUCAUUUCCCCCAAAAAUGUGAAAUGUGGACUCGUCAGACCACAGCACACUUUUGGACUUUGCGUCAGUCCAUCUCAGAUGAGCUCGGGGCCAGAGAAGCCGGUGGCGUUUCUGGGUGUUGUUGAUACGGUGUAUGGCUUUUACUUUGCAUGGUAGAGUUUGAACUUGCAUUUGUAGAUGUAGCGACCAACAGUGUUUUGUAACUGGUUUCCUGAAGUGUUCCUGAGACCACGUGGUUUUGAGUGCAGUGCCACCUAAGGGAUUGAAGGGUACGGGCAUUCAUUGUUGGUUUUUGGCUUUGCAAAUGAUUGAUAAUGAUAAUUCUGCGUUUAUUCAAUUUUGCACACCGUCCCAACUUCAUUGGAAAUUGAGUUUGUCGAUGCACAUUAAAGAGGCGCACCUCAAUCAAACGGAAUAUAAUGAACAAAUUCAUUGGAAUACAUCCAUCCAUCCGUUCUCUGUUCCGCGGGCCCUCAAUGUGCCAGCUCAGCAACUCCGUACACCCGUUGACGAACGUGCAUGUGAUAUGGUGUUCAUCCACUCAUCAGUUCGAUAGACACACCAUAGAGGCUUUAAUGACCUGUGCUGGGAUCACUAACGACGACACAGCUUAUACUAACAUAUCUACUCACAGGUUCUUACGGACUAAAAAAAAAGAAUCACACCACACCACUCGUCAGUAGCGCUGCCUUGCUCAUUUCCCCACAUCCUGCCCUGUCUUAUCUUUUCUGUCCUCUAUUAUCUUGUUCUCUUGGUUAUUUAUUGGAUGUUCUCACCCCAAGUCCCCUUGUCCACUCUGGCCCUCUCUCUGUCCGCUAAUACCAUUUUCUGUACGGCUGCAUUUUCCGUAAGCAUCAGAAUAAAAAAAAAAAAAAAACCCCAAUAAAAAUAAACAGAGGGAGUAUUUCAAACUCCCCUGUUGCACAGCAAAACUGUCCCAGCGCAAAAAAGGCAUACAGAUCCACCAUUCUGCAAGGCCAUGCAGCUGAACAGGACGGCUUUGAAAAAAGAAAACAUUUUGUCGCGCUACAAGAAGGCACGCUCUGUUACUGCUCAUGCUGUAUUUGCUGGUUUUCAUUGGAUUGUUUUGCAUUUCAUUCAAAUGUUGACUGUAAUUAUCACUAUAAUCUACUUUGUUGUUGCGUGUUUCAACUUUACCGCACAAAUUCAGGUAAUGUCGCCGCCUUAGGAGCAGUCAAAAUAUUUCAGGUGGUCGAAGUUUCCCUUUUUUGGAAAGUAACGUUAUUUUGACGGUCAUGCAUAAUUCAUUAUCCAUACUGUUGAAACUGUUACGGUUGCUUUGGUCUGCAUUCUUCAUUUCCUCAUAAGAAGACAAACUAUAGAUGUUGCACUUUCCUAAAAAGAAGAGCUUAAUGCCCAGAUAUUCUUUUUUUUUAAACAUGCUGUUGUCAUGUUCAUUUGCAGUUUCUUAAAAAGAUGCUCCGAAAGGCUCUUUGAACGUGUACCACACGUGUAGUUAAAAUAUGAUACCAAUGUGUGUUCAAAUCCUCUGUUUGAGCAAGGCUUUUAAUUUCUUGUUCUUGACAUCUGUUAAAUUGUGAAGCAACUUAGCAACAAUAGGAUCGUGCCGGUCCCGCUGCGACAACUGUUGAGUACCAAUGUUCGAGACUGCUCGAACUUCAAUUAGAAUGGUGCAAAAGUUUGCAAAAUUGUCCGACAAAAUCAGGGACAUGAAAAGGUCAACUUCAGCAAAUGUUUUGCCAGGUGCACGAGAGAACUGGAAAAAAAAAAACCUCCUCCGACGCGUACAGCAGUGUAAAUCCUCCAUACACGCAGUCGGCACCGGAAAUAAGACCUCGACGUUACAAUAGUUAAUUGUUUUCCCCCACAAAAUCAAAAUCAACAAGGACGGAUGAAGAUUGAACCGCACGCCCACAUCUCCGGCGCCAGUCCACCUUCCCUGGCGAAGGGAGCAACAGUUUGCGUUGCUUAUGUGCGUGCGUCAUCACACUUGACUCAUCCUCCAUCUGGCCCUGAGUCCAGGAUUGGGCCUUAACCUUCAGGUGGCGCUCCUUAAUCCAGUUAGGCUCGGGCAGCCGCUGUGGAAGAUCCCCGCGGAGCCGUGUCACACCGUGGAUCUUCUCGACACCAGGGGCAUGCAGGGCCGCCUGUAGACCCUCAGGAUGUUCAACUGGGUGGUGAAAGUGGUCCCCCAUCCCCCCGGAUCCCCUCACACAGAUGCGGAAAUCAAUAAUCCUGCCGAGGUACACGCAUACACAAACACGUGAUUGUGCACACUCUCUCAUUGGCGGGCUGUACGCCUGUAGUAUUGCGAAGGUUCGUGAAGCCAAUCAAAUUUGGAAUUGCACACGCAUUCGGACCCCGUACAAACAUCUAAAUAUCCUUUCGACGCUUCUCUGCGUGUCUCCGAUUAAACAGGAGUGCUCCAAAAACAGAGUUGCCAAGAGUCCUCCACUGAAGAGCACAGGUGAUGCUUCAGAAGACAGUCAGUGCCAGGCGGGAGUCUUAGGUUGGCUGUCCAAUGGCUUUGCCAGCGCCCUGCCUCAGCCCGCUGGCUCCCCUCACCUGGAUGGCAAGUCUGUUGGGGAUGGAGAAAGGUCGGGAGUGAUGGGCUGGGUCACUCAGAGUCUGACCAAGGUGCUGCCGCAGCCCGACGACAAGUACAGAGAAGUCGACGAUGGCAACCAAGAGGCGCACACGGAGGUCUACGAAGUGGAAACCAUGCCAGAUUACGACCCGCUCCCACACAUCCCCGUGGUGGAGAUGGUGUCAGAAGAUGAGGCAGAGGAGGACGACGGUCAAUUUGCGUUCCCCUCGACCGUGGUGACGUGGCUCAAGCAGAAGAUCCCUCAGCCGGUUCUAGUUCCUCCCGGUUCCGCGCCCAUUGAGCCCAAACCCAAAAAGACUCCCCGCUCAUCUUUGGACAAAAGUACAUACUUUACGUUCCUUGUUCUUUCUCCACCACCUGAAUCUCUCAGUGGAAUCUCACUGGACACUGACGGCAAGGCCUCAGCGAUGGCCGGCUGGUUCGCGUCCAGGCUUGGCUUAAAGAUCCCUCAGCCGGUUCUUCCUCAAAAUGACAUCGAGGCCGCAGCUGAGGUUCUAAAGAAAGCCUCGACAAAACUCAAUCCCGACAUGGUGUUAGAAGACGUGGAUUCAGACAACGAAGGCCAACACUGCUCAGCCCAGGCGCGGCAGGCCACCACACAGAGGAGACGGUCCGGUUCCUCCGUGGACCUCCGCAGGUGUGCUGAGACAAACCAAGUACCGCAAGCGUCCCAUCCAGCCGUCGCUGAAAUUCUUCAGGAGGACGCCGAGACCCAAACAGGCCGUUGGACGCCGUUCGUUGAAAGCAUCAAGCGGGAGGCCGAGGAUGUGGCUUUGGCCACCAUGGAGGAACGUUUGCUGCAGGAGCGCGUGGAGAUGGCCGCCAUGGCCGCAGAAGUGGCGAGGCAGACGGCCGAGAUGGCCGUACGACAGCUGGCCAGCGAGGGUCAGUCCUUCAAACUCUCACUGGGGAGCCAAGAGCUGCUGGAAGAGCCUGACGCAGAAAAAGAGGAGCUUCUUGCCGUUGAAGAGCAGGAGGACAGCCAAGCUGAGGAGCAAACCAUUAUUGAUGAAGUGAAAACCAAGCAAGAGCCCGAAGAGGAGGCCGAGCCACGAGCGAUAUCCCCCCCCGCCCCGCCGAGACCCCAACCAGUGAAGGCUUUUGAGCCGGAGCGUGUUCAACAAGUAGCGGUCCAAAGCCAGGAAGAGGAGGUUGCACAAGUUGAGCCUGUAACCCAGCAGCCACAGAAGGCUGAGGAAGACGCUCAGGACGCCAAGAGUGCUGAAAAGGAGGAUGCCACUGAAGACGAGUGUGGGGAGAGUUCACGACUCAGCCUCCGUCCAGCUGUCAAUGUUGAGGAUGUCGACUCGCACAGCGAGCGAGCCGGGGAGGGCGAACGGGAAGAACUCCUCACCCCUCAGGACCCCAAACUAACAACCCUGACUGUCCCUGUGACCCCGACAGGAGGUCGACAAAGUUAUAACAGUAGGCCGCGGCAAUCUCAAAGUGAAGAUGACGAUGAUGAGGAAGCAAGCAUCCCUGUCAGAGCCUGGCCCAGCCAGUCCAGCAUCCGCAGCACCGAUGACCCCUCGCGAGAACGUCCGUCAUCAUCCGCCAGUCAGACCAACACGGCGGUCAAUGAGCGUCUUCAGGAGCUCGUCCGCAUGUUUAAAGAGAGGACGGAGAGAGCAAAAGAGAAACUCAUAGAUCCUGACAGCUCCGAUGAGGACGGCAUCACCCCCUCUCCUCCAAAGGCCCCAGCGCCGCAGCCUGCUCCUGCUAUUCAGCCUGCGGACAAGGAGGAUGCCGAAGAGCUCCCUGGUCUUUCGAGUGGAAAAGCCGAGAGUGAGGCAGAGGAGGAGAAGUCCGACCGCCAGGUGAAAUCCCCCCGACGGGCACGAGGCUAUGCGCGCUACCGCUUCCCCACCAGCAUUGACCCCUUCACCAACUUGAUGUACGUGCUGUGGAUGUUCUUGGUGUGUUUGGCAUGGAAUUGGAGCGUGUGGUUCAUCCCACUGCGUUGGGCCUUCCCCUACCAGACGCCAGCCAAUAUUUACUACUGGCUGCUGACCGACUACCUUUGUGACCUUAUUUACAUCCUGGACAUCACUGUCUUCCAACCACGCCUGCAGUUUGUCCGCGGAGGGGACAUUGUUUGUGACACAAAAGAAAUGAGAAAAAAUUACGUGAAAACAAAACGUUUCAAGUUUGAUGUGGCCAGCCUUGUUCCGUUGGAGCUCUUCUAUUUCAAAACUGGCAUCAAUCCUCUUCUACGCCUGCCUCGGUUACUCAAGAUCAACUCAUUCUUUGAGUUCAAUGAGCGUUUAGAGGCCAUCUUGACCAAAGCCUAUGUCUACAGGGUGAUUCGGACCACAACCUAUCUUCUGUAUUGUCUUCACUGCAACGCCUGCCUCUACUACUGGGGCUCUGCCUACAAAGGGCUGGGCUCCACCAAGUGGGUGUACGACGGCAAGGGCAACAGUUACAUUCGUUGUUACUACUUUGCGGUAAAGACCCUCAUCACAAUCGGGGGGUUGCCAGACCCCACUACCCUGUUCGAGAUCAUCUUCCAGCUCAUCAACUACUUUGUGGGAGUCUUUGCCUUUUCUAUCAUGAUUGGGCAGAUGCGUGACGUAGUUGGUGCGGCCACAGCUAGUCAGACAUACUACCGCACCUGUAUGGACAACACCAUUAAGUACAUGUCUUCAUAUCGCAUCCCAAAAGAUGUCCAGAACAGAGUCAAAACCUGGUACAACUACACUUGGCAAUCACAAGGCAUGCUGGAUGAACAGGAACUGCUGACUCAGUUACCAGAUAAGAUGCGUCUGGACAUUGCAAUAGAUGUCAACUACUCCAUUGUCAGCAAGGUCCCUCUCUUUCAGGGCUGUGACCAACAGAUGAUCUUUGAUAUGUUAAAAAGCCUGCGCUCAGUUGUCUACCUGCCAGGGGAUUACGUCUGCAAAAAGGGAGAGGUCGGUCGGGAGAUGUACAUCAUCAAGGCAGGGGAGGUGCAGGUGGUCGGAGGACCAGAUGGGAAGACGGUUUUCGUCUCUCUCAGCGCCGGCUCGGUCUUUGGCGAGAUUAGGCAAAGAUUUUUUCAAUGUGCAUUAAAGGUUCCAAGUGUGUAUUCAUCUUUAAGAUCCAUUUGCCUCUCUUGGAUUGGCAGUCUGCUUGCAGUGGGCGGGGGCAACAGGCGCACUGCAAAUGUCAUCGCUCACGGCUUUGCCAAUCUCUUCAUCCUGGACAAGAAAGACCUGAACGAGAUUCUGGUCCAUUAUCCCGAAUCCAAGAAACUGCUGCGCAAGAAAGCCAGUUACUUACCGGUGGAGCAGCUGCGGUCUAUGGAGCAUGGUGGAGGAGGAAGCGAAGGUGACGCCACAGAGGGAAGCCUGCCGGAGUGCAAAUUAAGCUCUGACAGUGAGGAUUUCAAAUGCUGCUCCCGUCAAUUCACCUCACAAAUCUGCGCUCUCUACCCGACAAAAUGGACGAGCUUCAUCUUCUCGCAAAGACCAGUAAAGACUUAGGAUGUUCUGCCGGCCCGUGGCUUUGUGAACGCAUCGACGAUGGCGCCGUAAUUCUUCCCGGCUUCCAACUUCACUGAGUGUACCGUGAUAUGGAGCUAUCGGGGAAAACAAAAGGUGCCGGAAUAUGGUUCUAUAUCAACGAAAAAUGGUGAACCGACGUCACGGAGCUCAACACACACUGCAGCCGGACUUGGAGUCGCUGUUUUUGAGCUGUAAGUCAUUCUGCUCGGUACCCGCCACGUGAGUUUGCGCCAUCCAUUCUUGCCGGCGUUUACAUCCCCCCCAGGCUAACACGAACGCUGCACUGCAGUUUCUGCGAAGAUGUGUGUGUACCAACAAAGACAUUUCGGACUGUAAAUAACAACAAGCCGUGGUUCACUGCUAAACUUUGCCAACUUCGCCAAGCUAAAGAGGACGCCUAUUGGAGUGGGGACAGAGCCCUGUACAAUCCGGCCAGAAAUCUGAUGACAAAGGAAAUUAACAUCGCAAGAAGAAAUUAUGCAGAAAGCUGGAAAACCAGUUGCCUGCUAAUGACUCUGCAUCAGUCUGGCAUGGAUUACAAUCGCUAGCUAACAGCAAGCGAUCAUCCCCUCAAGCGGAGAACAAUAAAGGACUGGCUGACGAUUUGAAUACCUUUCACACACCACGCCCACCUAGCCGCACCACCGACGACCACCAUCACACCUCUGACUCCCCCUUCUGCGUUGACCAUCCACAAACAGGAUGUGAGACGUAUCUUCAAACAACACAAGAUUAAUAAAGCCUAGACCUUGUGUCCCGAUCUUGUCUGCCAGCUCACUCCAGUCUUUACACAGAUCCCUGGAGCUAUGUGAAGUACCAUCCUGUUUCUAACACUCCACCAUCAACCCAGUCCCCAAGAAACCUUCAAUCUCUGGUCUGAAUGACUACAGGCCUGUCGCCCUGACAUCUGCGGUCAUGAAGUCCUUUAAACACCUCGUGCUGGAGCACCUCGAGCGCCACAGGACCCCUGCUUGACCCGCUGCAGUUUGCCUCCCGAGCAAACUAGUCUGUGGAUGACACAGUCAACAUGGGACUUCAACUUCAAAACCUCUAUGGCGCAGGGACCUACGCGAAGAUCCUGUUUGUGUUCAACACCAUCAUCCCUGAACUCCUCUCCUCCAAGCUUGUCCAGCUCAGCGUCUCACCUGGCAUCUGCCGGUGGAUUUACAGUUUCCUGAAUGGCAGAACACAGCAGGUGAUGCUAGCGGACAGCACCUCAUCCACGCGCACAAUUAGCACUGGGGCCCCCCAAGGAUGUGUCCCCUCUCAUUUCCUCUUCUCUCUCUCCAAGAACAACUGCACUUAAACCCAUCCGGCUUUCCAACUCCUGAAGUUUGCAGAUGACGCGACAGUUAUCGGCCUCAUCAAAAACAGUGACCAGUCUGCAUAUCGACAGGAAAUGGAGCGGCUGGAGCUUUGGUGCGGCCGACACGACCUGGAGCUGAACACGCUCAAGACGGUAGAGAUGAUCAUGGACUUCAGGAGGCAUCCUUCGCCGCAGCUGUCCCUCAUGCUGCCCUGUGUCAACCGUCAAGACCUUCAAGUUCCUGGGAAUUACGGUCUCUCAGGACCUAAAGUGGGAGACCAACACCUACUCCAUUUUCAAAAAGGCCCGGCAGAGGAUGUUCUUCCUGCAGCUUUUCAGGAAUCGCGCCCUGCUAGAGUAGCUGCUAAGGCAGUUUUACACAGCAGUCAUUGAAUCAGUCCUGUGUUCAUCCAUUACAGCCUGGUUUGGUGCUGCUACAAAAAAAAAAAAGACAAAAUCGUCAGUAUUCCCCUACCAACCUUUGAGGACUUGCAUGCUGUCAGAACUAAGACGAGCAUGCAAAAUCCUCUUGGUCCCUCCUCAUCCUGGUCACCACCUUUUGUAGCUCCUUCCCUGAGGUGGGCACUAUCCAACAAUGCAAACUAAAACCAGCAGACAUUCCAACAGCUUGCCAUCAACCACUUAAAGAGUUGACUUACAAUUCCAUUGUAACAUGCUGCCAAGUUUGCAUAUCUCUGUUGACACACUACUACUACAUUAUUUGUGCUGUCACCGUCGUAGUCUCGUCACUCUGCACUAUUUGCAUAUCUGUUGUUGACCAAUACUGGCCACUCAUGUGCUUGAGAACUAUCUGCACCAUUUGCACAAUUGUCACUGUUCCAGAUUAUCGCACUACUAGUCGCUUUAAACUGCUUACAUUUCUUGAGGACUCUGCACUAUUUGCACAAUUAUCACUCCACCAGAUUAUCACGCUACAUGUCUUAGUCACUUCAAACCGCUCUAAAUUGAGGACUCUGCAUCCUUUGGACAACUGUCAUUGUAUCAGUAUUACCAUAUUACUGGUAAUCUUCCAUUGAUCGAUGACUCUCUGUAGUGUGUUUUGAUGUCCUAAAAGUAUAUUUUAUCACAGUGACUGUCUUUUGUUGUACGAGAGCAGCUCCAACUAACUGAAAGAAGUUCCUUGUGUGUUUUUGACAUACUUGGCAAAUAAAAAUGAUUCUGAUUCUAAAAGAUUUCAAAUUUUGAUCAAUUGAUUAAGAGCCCGAUUAAGAUCCCAAUAUAAGUGGUACAUAAAAACGCCAGCUUUUUCCCUCUUCUAUAAGUCAUAUGUGCUUCUUGCAAGUUCUCUUCUCAUCCU
Molecule: messenger RNA, 10262 nt
Organism: Phycodurus eques (leafy seadragon)
Lineage: Eukaryota; Metazoa; Chordata; Actinopteri; Syngnathiformes; Syngnathidae
Product: cyclic nucleotide-gated cation channel beta-1-like
Exons: 33
Coding region: 3763-7617 (1284 amino acids)
Biological process (GO): retina homeostasis; monoatomic cation transmembrane transport
Cellular component (GO): photoreceptor outer segment; plasma membrane; intracellular cyclic nucleotide activated cation channel complex
Molecular function (GO): cGMP binding; intracellularly cGMP-activated cation channel activity; intracellularly cAMP-activated cation channel activity
Source: RefSeq, a predicted model, not a curated record